Molecule: messenger RNA, 1550 nt
Organism: Hirundo rustica (Barn swallow)
Lineage: Eukaryota; Metazoa; Chordata; Aves; Passeriformes; Hirundinidae
Gene: PROCR
Product: protein C receptor
Exons: 4
Coding region: 30-749 (239 amino acids)
Biological process (GO): negative regulation of coagulation
Molecular function (GO): signaling receptor activity
Source: RefSeq, a predicted model, not a curated record
UCCCUCAGUGGGCAAGGGAAGGGUUAUGGAUGACAUUUAUCUGCGUUUCUAUAAAGCCUGGACACAAUCCCACCCAACAUCCUCCUCUCUGCAUUGGAGAGAGCUGGAUUCCAUGGAGAGACUGUGGGAUGGCCCCGCUCGCCUUCACCAUGCUCCAGCUGACCCGCGUCUACAUGGGCAAUUCCAUGUUCCGGGGGAACGCCAGCCUGAAUGGGCAGCUCAGCCAUCUCCUGGAAGAGGAUAAUGUCACCCAGGUGCUCCCGCUGGAGCCUCCGGACGCCUGGGCCCGGCGGCAGAAGCUGGUGAUCACCUACCUGAAGAACUUCAGGCAGCUGGUGCAGCUCUUCAACAAGGAGAGACCCACCAAGUUCACCCAGCACCUGUGCUGCCACCUCGGCUGCCGCCUCUACCCCAACGGCACAGCCCAGAGCUUCUACGAGGUGACCCUCAACAGGACGGCGUUCCUCAGCUUCCACGUCCCCAACGCCACCUGGGAGCGGCGCUGGCCCGGAGAGCUGCCGGUGGCCGCCUUCGCCCAGGAGCAGCUGAUGAAAUACCCCGUAACCACCCAGGACCUGCAGUAUUUCCUCAACACCACCUGUGUCAGCAUCCUGCAGGCUCAGAGCGCCAGGACAGGAAAAGUCAGCGGCCGAUCGCGCGCUCCGCUGGUACUGGGGCUGAUCCUGGGAAGCCUCGUCCUGCUGGGCUUGGCCCUGGGCAUCUUCCUGUGCACGGGAGGGAGCUGCUAGCCUGGGCAGCUGUCCCACGUCACCCCAUGGACACAGGGGACGGACCUGUCAUCUUCCCGUGCAUCCGUCACCACCCUGUGGAGGCAGGGGGUGGAUCCAUCAUCUUCCCAAGGAUCCAGCAACUCUCCAUGGAUCGGUCACCACCCUGUGGAGGCAGGGGAUGGAUCCAUCAUCUUCCCAAGGAUCCAGCAACUCUCCAUGGAUCCAUCAUCACCCUGUGGAGGCAGGGGAUGGAUCCAUCGUCUUCCCAAGGAUCCAGCAACUCUCCAUGGAUCCGUCAUCACCCUGUGGAGGCAGGGGAUGGAUCCAUCGUCUUCCCAAGGAUCCAGCAACUCUCCAUGGAUCCAUCACCACCCUGUGGAGGCAGGGGAUGGAUCCAUCAUCUUCCCAAGGAUCCAGCAACUCUCCAUGGAUCCAUCACCACCCUGUGGAGGCAGGGGAUGGAUCCAUCAUCUUCCCAAGGAUCCAGCAACUCUCCAUGGAUCCGUGGUCACACUGGGGAGGCAGGGGCUGGAUUCAUCGUCCCUGCACAGAGACAGAGGUCGGAUCCAUCAUCCCGCCACAGAGGCAGGGACCAAGCCCAUCCCUUGGGAGGGAUGCAUGUCCCCUUGCUCCCCAAGGACACCGGUGGCUUCCCGGUCCUGUCCCAUCUGGACUGACCCCUCCAGCAGCCCCCAGCCCUGUGGAUGGUCCUCACACCAGCAAUGCACUGAGACUUCACACAGAAACACCGAGCAUGGAUGGAAAAAUGGGGGGAGAGGGGGGUGGGGGGAAAGCAGCAGGAGAAACAGCCGUGAAAUG